Molecule: messenger RNA, 889 nt
Organism: Saccoglossus kowalevskii
Lineage: Eukaryota; Metazoa; Hemichordata; Enteropneusta; Harrimaniidae
Product: putative protein-lysine deacylase ABHD14B
Cellular component (GO): cytoplasm
Source: RefSeq, a predicted model, not a curated record
CAGGGGUGAUAACCAGAGAGUGGUAAAGAAGUCCAAGUUAUUGAUUACUCAGCAGUACGUUUCUCCCAACGAAAUGGCUGGCCAAUCUGAUAGUUGGAGAACCUGUCCUCUAAAAGAAGUUCCUAAAGAACUGUGUUUCAACAUAGAAGAGCCAGAUCCAAAUUACGAAAUCUUAAAGAUAAAGAUAAAAGUGGAAGGUGCCACUGGCGAUGUUUUCUAUCAGGAGAUUUCAGACAAGAAUAAAAAAGAUCAGUUAAACGGCUCAGUGUUGCUGCUGCAUGGAAAGAGAUUUACAUCACAGAACUGGUUUGAUAUUGGUACGCUUCAGCAUAUGAUCAGAUUUGGUUAUAGAGCAGUGGCAGUUGAUUUACCAGGUUAUGGUUUAUCAAAAGAUGUUGAACUGACAGUUGAUAAAGGAGAAUUCUUGCUGAAUAUUAUCAAGGCUUUGAAGCUAGAGCAUUCUGUGAUUGUGUCGCCAUCGAUGAGUGGUACUUUUGCCUUGCCAUUGCUGAUGAAGCACCCAGAAGUAUUCCGUGGAUAUGUACCAGUUGCUCCUGUUGAAACGGAGUUGUACAGUGCUGACCAAUAUGGCAAAAUCCAGGUUCCAACCUUUAUUGUUUAUGGAGAGCAUGACACAGAUUUUGGUCAGAAAUCUAUGAACAACCUCAAGAAUCUACCAAAUAGUCGAAUAUAUGUUAUAGAGGGCGCUGGUCAUCCUGCUUGGCUUGAUCAGCCAAUAACGUGGCAUAAUUUGAUGUAUAACUUCCUCGUGCACAUUCCCAAAUAAAUGAAAUAUAAUGAUUUUUUUAUCUCGUUUAAUUUUCAGUAGAAACAUUAGAUUUUUUGUAAAAUAAACUUUCCACUCAAAGCCAAUCUGGUACAUUAUAAA